UGGGCGCGCACCGGGCGAACCGGAAGGAGAGCCCAGCAGCCGGCGUUCGCACCGGACGCCGGAAGUCUCUGAGCCUGGCGGCGUCCGAGCUGAAGCUUUCCCGGCUUUCCAAUUGCCCAAGGUCAGGCUCCGCCAGCGCUCGAAGGGGAGGGUUGUGGUUUGCAGAAGAUGCUAGGGUAGUAAUCUUCAGUAGCCAAGAUGUCUUCAGCACCUGAUCCUCCAACAGUUAAAAAAGAACCGUUAAAAGAGAAAAACUUUGAAAGCCCAGGCCUCCGAGGGACGCACACAACCACCUUAUUUCGAGCUGUGAAUCCCGAGCUCUUCAUUAAACCCAACAAACCUGUGAUGGCUUUUGGAUUGGUAACCCUUUCACUUUGUGUGGCUUACAUUGGUUAUCUGCAUGCAACUCAAGAGAACAGAAAGGACCUCUAUGAAGCCAUUGACAGUGAAGGGCAUCGGUACAUGAGGAGAAAAACAUCCAAGUGGGACUAACUGCUGCUUCCUUCAGGUGGAGUGUUAUUAUAGACUCCGACACCUUUGAAAGAAAGACUGUUAGUGCACAGAAUUGUUUCUUGUUCCAUAAUAUGUUAACAAGGGAGAAUAUAAAAUCGAAAGUAGUCCACUGUGCUGAGUUUAGUCUCAUUCCAGCUGAAGGUAUUAAAUUCUGUAUAAUAAAAGUACCCAGUACUGUUACAUUUGCAUGGAGUUUCUAAUGUUUUAAAGUGGAUUGUGCCUUUGCAGCAAUGCUUUACUGUUUAGUAGAGAAGACAACCCCUUCAGUUACUAAAAUCAUAAUUAAAUGAAAGAAUAAAA
Mus caroli (Ryukyu mouse) is the source of this 813-nucleotide messenger RNA. RefSeq names its product small integral membrane protein 8 (gene Smim8). The record is from RefSeq and is a predicted model, not a curated record. NCBI's taxonomy places the organism in Eukaryota, Metazoa, Chordata, Mammalia, Rodentia, Muridae.